This is a messenger RNA of Trichoderma citrinoviride, 1647 nucleotides long. Its product is annotated as cytochrome P450. Bases 1 to 1647 code for a protein of 548 amino acids. The record is from RefSeq and is a predicted model, not a curated record. Gene Ontology annotation, molecular function: oxidoreductase activity, acting on paired donors, with incorporation or reduction of molecular oxygen; heme binding; monooxygenase activity. NCBI's taxonomy places the organism in Eukaryota, Fungi, Ascomycota, Sordariomycetes, Hypocreales, Hypocreaceae. The transcript is spliced from 9 exons.
AUGAUGAGAUGCGCGAAAAAAUACUGCCCGGCAGGUGUUGCGUUCCUGGCCGGCAUCGCAUCUCAUCAUCUCGUCUUCCGACCCUAUGAGAUCGAUGUCUACGUGUGGCAACUGAUCUUCCUCUACGUCACCGCAGUCGCUACUCUCUUCGCAAGCUGUGUCCACAUAGGAGGGUAUCGAGUGGCAACUGCUCUGCUGUGGACACUGUCCAUCGCGAAUGUGUACAACUCCAGCGUCAUAGGAAGCAUUCUUGUGUACAGAGCCUUUUUCCAUCCUCUGAGACGCUUCCCUGGCCCAUUUUCGGCGAGACUCUCGAGGUUCUAUGCGAUGCAUAAGAUGCUGCAGAGUAGAAAGGGGUAUGAAGAUAUACAGAGGCUGCAUGACAAGUACGGGGACAUUGUGCGAGUUGGGCCUCGAGAGCUUUCCAUCAACCGUCUCUCUGCAAUCCGAGCUCUAUACGGAGCCCAUGCGCAAACGACGAGACCGCCUUGGUAUUCGCAAACGACGAGGCACGCCGCAAAGUCUUCGCUGGAGAACACGAGAGAUGUGGUGAUGCAUAAACUAAGGAAGAAGGUCUGGGAACGGGCUCUGGGAUCUCGAGCGCUGGAGGUAUAUGAGCCUCGAGUACAAGCCAAGGUGGACCUUUUACUGUCCAAGAUCGCAGCAGCGAAAAGUAAUCCGGUUGAUGUGACAAAGUACUUUAUGUACUUUAGCUUCGAUGUCAUGGCAGACGUAGGGUUUUCGAAAAACUUCCGCAUGCUUGAGUCGACCAACUAUCAUCCCGCCAUCAAAGGCGUCCACCAGACCAUGUCGUUCAUCGGCAUCCUGGCUACUGUCCCGUGGCUCAUAUACAUGAUUGGGUCGGUACCGGGUGUGACGACCUUUAACCGCUUUUCGAUGUGGUGCCACGACGAAGUUAAUGAGAAGCGCAAGACACUUGCUAUCAGCAAGGAGAGAGAGCCGCAGGAUGUCAUGUCAUGGCUCCUGAAAGCCAUGAAUGAGAAGGACCCGUCAGCACCUCCUAGCGAGAAAGCUGUUGAAGAAGACGCUCGGCUGUUGAUCAUAGCAGGCAGUGACACAUCGGCUGGUGUCUUGGCAAAUGCGCUCUACCUCCUGGCACGCAACCCCCACUGUUACCAGCAGCUACAGGCAGAAGUACAGAAACGCUUCCCAGGAGGAAUCUCAGAAUGGAUAUAUGCAAAAGCAAAAGCAAUUCCCUAUAUAGACCAUGUCAUCCAUGAAACAUUGCGCCUAAGGCCCACCGUCCCAGGCGGAAUGCCCCGAGCCGUCCCCUCACAAGGCAUAUUCAUUGACGGCGACUUCAUCCCAGGAGAAACAAUUGCCGCGGUGCCAACGUACACGAUCCAGCGCGACGAGAGAUACUGGGCGGAUCCGCUUACCUUUAGGCCCGAGAGAUGGAAGGGCUGUGCGACGGACGGCGGGGCGUGGAUGGCGUUCAGUCGGGGGCCGUGGACGUGUCCGGGGCGGCAGUUGGCGAUGAUGGAGAUGAGGAUGGUGCUGAGCCGGAUUGCGUUGCAGUUUGAUGUUGGGUUUGCGUUGGGCGGGGGGGAAGGGUUUGAGAGAGAUACGGUGGAUAAUGUUUCGAUGACGCUGCCCGAGUUGAGCCUCGUGUUUACUCCUCGUUAG